Molecule: messenger RNA, 762 nt
Organism: Monoraphidium neglectum
Lineage: Eukaryota; Viridiplantae; Chlorophyta; Chlorophyceae; Sphaeropleales; Selenastraceae
Exons: 4
Biological process (GO): peptidoglycan biosynthetic process
Molecular function (GO): D-alanine-D-alanine ligase activity
Source: RefSeq, a predicted model, not a curated record
AUGCUUGCCAACGUUGUACCCACUCGCGUCGCCGUGGUGUUUGGCAACAACAAGCACAAUGCCGGCGCCGUGAUGCACCCUAGCGUGAACCUGCGCCACUGGAAGUCGUACGAGGCGGUGGCAUGCACCAUCGCAGACACCCUCAAGACUCUGGGGGUGGACGCGCUGGCCAUGCCUGACGGCGCAGACCUGAUUGAGCGCCUCAGGGCGGAGCGCAUCGGCCUGGUCUGGCUCAACACCGGCGGUGUGCAGGGGGAGUCCCCCGUGUGCCACACCUCCGCGGCCCUCGAGUCCGCGGGCGUCCCCUACAUCGGCCACACCCCCCUCAACGCCGCCCUGCUGGACGACAAGGGCAUCUUCAAGCUGGCGCUGGGGGGCCUGGGCCUGCCCACCGCACGCUUCGUCAUCUGGAACGCUGCCAAGAACGGCCGCCUGCAUCCCGAGACCAACCGCGCCUUCCGCCGCGCCUUUGGGUCCUACUCCGGCCCCUUCAUUGUCAAGCCCGUCAACGGCCGCGCCAGCCAGAACGUUGAGUUCGUGCCCUCCAUCGACGGCCUCGAGGCCAUGGUCGCCCAGGUGUUUGCCGCCACCGGCUGCCUCAUCCUCGUGGAGCAGUACCUUGGCGGCCGCGAGUACUGCGUCGCCGUCGCCGGCGGCGGCCCGACCGGCGGCGGCCUCGCGUUCAGCGCGGUCGAGCGCGUGCUGGGCGCCGGCGAGCGCGUGUUCACCUCGAUGGACGUCAAGGCCAUCACCGGCGACCGC